AUGGACCUCGAAGCGCGUGAGCAGGAGGCGCAGCCGCUCCUUGGUAAACUGGGACGCAGCAAGUUCGUCUCGGUUUCAUCCAAGCAGCAGGCGUUCCAGGCUUCGAUUUCACCCAAGACAUUCACCUGGAGAUUGCUUGUUUUGGUCUCUGGCCCGCAGCUGGCUUUCGUGGCGAUGCUCUUCCUGGUGAACAAGUUUCUGUACUGGCACCCGGUUCUCGUCUAUUCCUUUGCCGGGCUCACCCUCUCGCUGAGUACGUGGGUCUUGAAGUUCUAUCGCAAGGAGCCGUGGCAGCUGUGGCUGGGCCGCUUCAUGCUGGCCUCUACGGUCUUGGGUCUCGUCUCAGGCUGUCUGAUUUAUUUUACGAGCUCCGUCUACUACUACCACUAUGCGGGUGCCGCAACUUAUACGAGCGUUGUUCCUUCCCAGCCGGCCGAAAGCAUUCUUGAUGCUGGCAUUGUGAACUUUGCCGUGGGAAGCGGUGUUGAUGCCUCCAGAUCCAUUGGAUUCCAAUCUGCAGCUGACGGUGCAGUCAUCUGCCUGGCACCAAUCGUCGAUGCAUCCAUGAAGCCGCAGACACCGGUGAACGUGUUCGCGUACGGCAUCAAUUGCUGUGGCUGGCGCGGCAACUUCCACUGCGAUGAUGCGCUGAAGCCAUCCGCACGAUAUGGUCUUGUCCGACCUGAGCCGGCAGCCGUCCUCCCCCCGUUACUGCGGGAUCUGGCCUCGGGUCCCAGCGAGGAGACCCUAGCGGCUGCCGUGCGUUUACAGCAGGCCUCAUUUGGUGGAUCAUCAGAGCCGGUGAAGAACAUCUUCGUGCGUUAUGUCAAUGACCCACUUCUUGCCAAAAUGAGCUUUGUUGACACGGCCGUUCUGGCAGCACUGUCCUGCUCCAGCCUAUGCUUGGUGGGCCUCAUCGCCUGUGCUUCUCUUGCGAUUCUUGGAGCCGGCAAGGUUCGACUGAUCCUGCAGCGACUUGUUGCGUGA
Messenger RNA from Symbiodinium sp. CCMP2592, 987 nucleotides. The record is from the annotation of a GenBank genome assembly. NCBI's taxonomy places the organism in Eukaryota, Dinophyceae, Suessiales, Symbiodiniaceae.